This is a messenger RNA of Sarcophilus harrisii (Tasmanian devil), 2139 nucleotides long. RefSeq names its product fucosyltransferase 11 (gene POFUT4). Gene Ontology annotation, molecular function: alpha-(1->3)-fucosyltransferase activity. The transcript has 3 exons. NCBI's taxonomy places the organism in Eukaryota, Metazoa, Chordata, Mammalia, Dasyuromorphia, Dasyuridae. The record is from RefSeq and is a predicted model, not a curated record. The coding region runs from base 62 to 1513 and encodes 483 amino acids. Gene Ontology annotation, cellular component: Golgi membrane.
GAGGGGGAGCGGCGGCUCUUCCCUGUCCAGUCAGGCCGGUAGGCCGAGGCCGGGAGGAGGCAUGGCGGGCGUCGGCGUGGCGCUGGCGGCCGCCUUGAUGUUCUGGGUGGGCGGGGGCGAGCCGGAGCCCUUGGGUGAGGAGUGGGCGGAGCCCUGGGCAGGUUCGGUGUUCCAGCCGCCGGCGGCGCUGGGCUCGGUGGGAGUGGCACGAAGCUCGGGGGCGCCGGCGCCGGACGAAGGCCAGCUACCCGUCUUGUUGUGGUGGAGUCCCGGCUUGUUCCCCCACUUCCCCGCGGACUCGGAGCGCAUCGAGUGUGCGCGCGGCGCUUGCGUAGCCUCCCGGGACCGACGGCGAUGGCGAGAGGCGCGCACACGCGCGCUGCUCUUUUACGGUACCGACUUCCGCGCUUCCGAGGCGCCGCUACCCCGCCUGUCUCAUCAGAGCUGGGCGUUACUGCACGAGGAAUCGCCGCUCAACAACUUCCUUCUGAGCCACGCGCCCGGCAUCAGCCUCUUCAAUCUCAGCGCCACCUUCAGCCGCCGCUCAGACUAUCCGCUGCCGCUGCAGUGGCUCCCAGGGCUCGCCUACCUGCGCCGCGCCGCGCCUGCGCUCCAGGAGCGUGCGGCCUGGCGCCGCCGCGGCUACGCACCGCUCCUUUAUCUGCAAUCCCACUGCGACGUGCCUUCGGAUCGCGACCGCUAUGUGCGCGAGCUCAUGCGCUACAUUCCGGUGGACUCGUACGGCAAAUGCUUGCAGAACCGGGAAUUGCCGGCUCGGCUGCGCGACACUGCCACGGCCACGUCGGAGGACCCCGAGCUCCUGGCCUUCUUGGCCCGCUACAAGUUCCAUCUGGCCUUGGAGAACGCCAUCUGCGAGGACUACAUGACGGAGAAGCUCUGGCGGCCGCUGCACCUGGGGGCCGUGCCCGUGUACCGCGGCUCUCCGGCCGUGCGCGACUGGAUGCCUAACGAACGCGCCAUCAUCCUGGUGGACGACUUUGAGUCGCCGCGGCAGCUGGCCGCCUUCAUCGAUUUUCUGGACCGGAACGACGCCGAGUACGCCCAAUACCUGGCCUAUAAGCAGCCCGGGGGCAUCACCAAUCGGCUCCUCCUGGACAGCCUAGAGCAACGCGAGUGGGGGGUGAACGACCCCCGGCAGCCCAGCUACCUGGAGGGCUUCGAGUGCUAUGUCUGUGACCACGAGCUGGCCAGGCUGGCCGCCGAAAGGGCCCACGAGGCCGAUCCCGGCCGCGUCCCACCCCCGCCGCCUCGGAUCGCUCAGCACUCCCACAUGGCCUGCCCUGAGCCCAGCCCCGGCUUUGGGCGGCUCGAGGAGAUCCCCGAGAACGACAGCUGGAAAGAGAUGUGGCUGCAGGAUUAUUGGCAAGGCCUGGACCAGGGUGAGGCCCUCACCACCAUGAUCCACAACAAUGAGACACACCAAGGGAAGUUUUGGGAUUACAUGCAUGACAUCUUCCUCCGAAGGAACCAGCAUCUCCAGCCGCCUACAUGAGUGCCCUUGGCUGAGGUGGGAAAGGGUCUGGGAGAAGACAGAAUCCUUUCUAUUUUGUGACUUAAAGGGGGAAAAAAAAACCACUUCUUAGAUAGAGAUUCCCAGCACAUCCCCCUCAGAUUUGCAUUGUCAUGCUAUAUUUAGCAUGUGGUUUCUAGAAAAGUCCCUCUACCCUCUCAAGGAAGAAGAAAACAGAAUUGUUUAUUCUCUGGCAGACUGGUGAAAGGUGCAGCUGCACCUGAAAGGUGAAAGCUGCAUUCUGACUGGUUUUAUUUAGAGAAUUGAUCCCCCGGGUUAAAUGGCCAAGACUACUCAGUUCUCCAAACUUUUCAUCUUCUCAGGUCAGAUCUAUGCCAACAUCCCUAAGCCUAAAAUGUUAGAAUUGUAAGGAAUUUUGUAGGCUCCCUCUGCCCUCCGUAGCCAUAUUUAUUUAUUUUUUUUAAACAAAUUGAAAAAUGAAGGUCGGGUGAAAUAAGAGCACUUUUGGAGUAUAUUAGUGAAAGACUAAAACUGGGUUUUCUGAGCCUCAAUUGAGAGUUCCCUUCACAAUACUACUCUGCUUUAGAUAAUACAGUGGAGAGAAUCUUCCUGGAGUCUCUGUGACAUUAAGAUAUACAAAGAGGCAG